Molecule: messenger RNA, 3071 nt
Organism: Dunckerocampus dactyliophorus (ringed pipefish)
Lineage: Eukaryota; Metazoa; Chordata; Actinopteri; Syngnathiformes; Syngnathidae
Gene: usp21
Product: ubiquitin specific peptidase 21
Exons: 12
Coding region: 204-1418 (404 amino acids)
Biological process (GO): protein deubiquitination
Cellular component (GO): cytoplasm
Molecular function (GO): cysteine-type deubiquitinase activity
Source: RefSeq, a predicted model, not a curated record
GGACACCAGUGACGGGGCAGGACACGGAGGUAGACUUUCAUUUCUAGCCCGUACACACGGUGAAACAGUAGACAUCCCCUCUAUGCAUUUUUAACAGCUCAGCAGGUGAUGGGAGCAGUUAGGUUGGCAGGACACUUUGUUCACAGAUAAGCUUGGGCAAGUGAUCAGAACAAGCUCCCUGCCUGAGAGCCUUGUUAGUCAAGAUGCCUGGAGCCGGCGGCGUCAACGAAGAGGGUUCUUGCAAGGCCUUGUGUCGAAACCUGGUGUCCCACAACUGCCUGCAGAGAGACACAGCUGAUAUCUCUCAGUCUGUCCUUUACACAUCCCUGAUGGGUCUUCUUCUGGUGGCUGACAAUGAGAAAGAACAACUCGCUUUAGGAAGUGGAAGGGCUGGCCUUAGGAACAUCAGGAACACAUGUUUCUUGAAUGCAAUAGUCCAGUGUUUGUCUCAUACACGUGGCCUGAGGGACUACUGCCUCCUAAGGUGCUACAGACAUGAAAGGUUCUCCAAAGAGGAAGCAAGGCUUACUGAAGCCUUCUCUCAGGUAUUGUCUGGCCUUUGGGAUGCAAAAGAAGAGGACAUGGUUGUAAAUCCAAGACAGUUUUACAAUAUUUUCAAAGAUGCCGUGCCUUACUUCAGUGGCUAUAGUCAACAGGACGCCCAGGAGUUUCUCAGGUUCCUUUUGGACAAGCUGCACACUGAAAUCAAUCGCAAACCCUACAUUAGACGAACACUGAAGGACUCUGAGCAAAAAUAUGCCAGAUUUAGGAUCUCUGAAGAGGCGGCUGCCAAGUGGAAGACACACUUGGAGAGAGAAGACAGCAAGAUAGUUGAUUUGUUCUCAGGCCAGCUGUUGAGCUCGCUGCACUGCUCUGUGUGCUCCCACUACUCCAACACGUUUGAUGUCUUCUGCGACCUGUCGCUGCCCAUCCCAAAGCGGUGCUCUGCUGGAGAGGUGACACUGAAGGAGUGCCUGGACCUCUUUUCUCAGGAGGAGAGGCUGGACAAGGAGAAUUCACCUAUGUGCGAGAGGUGUAACAGGCAUACAGAGAGCACAAAGCGACUGUCCGUCCAGAGGUUUCCCCAUGUUAUUGUGAUCCAUCUGAAUCGUUUCACAACAUCACGGUGGUCUAUCAGUAAAAGCACUGUUUAUGUGUCCUUCCCACUCACCGACCUAGAUCUUGGACCCUACGGCCCGGUAGACUGCGGUCCGGUUCUGUAUAAUUUAUAUGCAAUAUGUAACCACGUGGGGACUGUAAACAUGGGUCACUACACAGCCUGCUGUUCAGAUGAGAAUGGAUGGUGUUACUACAAUGACUCAAGUGUGACACCCGUUUCUGAGAACCAGCUUCAGACCAAUCAAGCUUAUGUGUUAUUCUACCAACGCAGCAACAACACUGCCAAUAAAAGGAACUAAGACUUCAGACUGGCUAAGGAAGACAGCCAAUCACAGAAACUUUACCUCCAGUGACCAUAGAAACAAACACAGUGCAGCCAUGCUGGCAUUUAUGAACAUUUUCAAUCCCAAGGAAGUGCAACACAAAUAUGUGCUCUAAAAAAGCGGAAAGCAGGCUGUGAAGAGGUGAUUUUAUCAAAAACAGCUCAGGUGCCCGGUCGCCUUAAGAGUCUUUAUUAUGUCCUUGUUCUCAGAAUGUACUUGAAGCAAAGCUCUUAAUAAGUAAGUAAUUUGAUUGGCAGGACUUAUUAGUGAUCAUCCUAACCAUCUCAUAUCUUGAUGUCAUGGAACAAUUGUUACAUAGUAACUGUCAUUUUUUUUAAUCUUUGUGCCACAGUUUGGUGAAUGUGCAUGUAAAUAAAUGUAAAGUAUGAAGGAAUUACUCUUUUAAUUAAUGUUCGUUUAUAUGUUUGCACGGUGGCCGAGAAGUGUAAAACACAUUAAGAAAAAGCAAAACAAAUUACAGUUAUACCACGCGGAAGGGGAAUGUACCAAAUCCUAGAGUGGAAGUGAUAACUUUUGGACCAAUCAGUUCUGGGGAGUUGGUAUAUUCCUUUUCCGGUUAAAGUUUGUAGCUGAAAAGUGCAAAACUAACUACAAUUAGACCACCCAGAAGGAGAUUGUACCUUUGUUAUACCCUGUUAUAAUAUUUGAUAGACUCCUGUAGUACAUCUGUUCCUUCCGUCUGGUAAGUAACGUUGACCAACUCCAGUGACCGGACACAUGUGCAACAAAAUCGCAUCAAGCAGCUCAAGUGUGUGCUGCAAAACUCGAUGCCAAUGUCCUCCAUUAGCAACCGCCACAACUCCAAAUGCUAUCGCUUCUGAUUCGUGUGGUACAAUUGUAAUUUGCUUUAGUUUUUGUUAAAGUGUUUUGUACUUCUCGGCCACCAACAUUAACUGGAAAAGCAAUGUACCAACUCCUCUGAUUGGUCUAAACGUUACCACUUCCUAGACCUCUGGGAUUUGGUACAUUUCCCUUCGGGGUGGUGUAAUUGUAAUUUUUUUUUGCUUUUUGUUAACGUGUUUUGCACUUCUCGGCCACCGUAUGUUUAAGCAUUGGUAGAUCUUUUAUUUAGCCAUCAUGGCAACUUGAACAUACAUAUCUGACAUAUAAUUGUUUCAUGUAACUAUACCUGUAUACAAAGAUGAAUGUUUUUACUUCUGUCUGAAUGUAUACUGGAUUCCAUAUGUUACACAGGCUGUGAAACGAUCCCUUACUAAAAUCACAACGGUGGGUCUCAGAAUGAUAAUGUAAGCUUUUAGUAACUAAUAAAACAUAGUUUGUUACAAUAUUAAAUAUGUAGUGCUAUAAAGUGCUUUACGCUGUCAUGUUCCUCAUCAAAACAGCAGAAAAAACAAUGGCAUGAUAUGGUUUAUUUGUUAUAGACGUGCUUAACAAGUUACAUUAAAGGAACAUCACAUCAUAACAUUUGCACUGUUCAAUAGGAAAUGAGUAGGAAGAGGUUUAUUUAUAUCCUCCUACCCCUUUACAGAUAAUUCAAUCACACCUUCCCAUGAGAAAGAAUGAUUCUUUUGGCACUAGUUAUAAUUGUCCAAGGCAAAAAACAUACAUACAAAAAUAAAACAUUGUCUGACAAAAAAAACUAUUGUG